Molecule: messenger RNA, 262 nt
Organism: Schistosoma turkestanicum
Lineage: Eukaryota; Metazoa; Platyhelminthes; Trematoda; Strigeidida; Schistosomatidae
Source: the annotation of a GenBank genome assembly
CUAGCAAAUAUUUUAUCGAAUAAAUAUAAAGGAUUUGGUGAAACAAUGGAAAAUUGUUCUAUCGAUUUGCAAAAGAAAAAAUUAACUGUACAAAUCAACAGGAAGAAAAGUUUCAACAUUGGCUAUUGUUGUUUGGAUAAGACUAUAUUAGAUCGUGUUUACUGGUCGAUUUAUGGUUCCAUAUUGACUGAUACAGGUAGUAGUGUGAAUAGUAGUAGUAGUAGUAGUAGUAGUAGUCAGAAUAGUAGUAAUAUUAGCAAAG